UGUGGCUCCAUGGUUCGAAGCGCAAAAUGUUCGUCCCAAACUAAAUUGAGAUUUCUGGGUUUAGGUUUUGUCACAAAUUUUGGGUUAAUUUCACCGAAAAAAGAAGCUCCAUCUCUGUCAACUUGUCGCUGGAGAAGACCCAGGUCUCGUCAAUGGCUUCUAGGUUUCUUAGUUUGAGACGCGCUUUAUCUCUCUAUUGCAAUAAUCAAAAACAUCGGAUUGCUUUGUCUCAAGCAGGUAAGUUUCCGCAAUCAAAGUCACUCUUCAGCAGAGAUUAUGCAUAUGUUGGAUUAUUUCAGAGGCAAUUUUGUGUAACCCGUGAGGCUAGUGCAGCUUCAUUAACCAAUGGCUGCAACUCUUCACAAUCCGCCGCUGAACUGGCCAAAGUUCCCUCCCCUGCAACGGCCUCUGAAGAACUGAUUGUGAAAUACAAGUCCCAGUUGAAAAUAAACCCGAGGCAUGACUUCAUGAUUGUCUUUACUUGCAAGGUCUGUGAGACGAGAUCUAUGAAGACGGCGAGCCGAGAAUCAUAUGAGAAGGGCGUUGUGGUGGUACGAUGUGAAGGGUGUGAUAAUCUACAUUUGAUUGCAGACCAUCUUGGUUGGUUUGGAGAACCGGGAAGCGUGGAGAAUUUCCUGGCUGCUCGCGGGGAAGAGUUCAAGAAAGGUUCCAUGGAUUCUCUUAACCUUACAGUUGAAGAUUUAGCUGGAGGAAAGAUGUCCAAUGAAUAGAGCAAGCUCUUCUUUGAUUUUGCUAUUGUAACCACUAGGAUUUGAACUUGUUAUUCUACUCAGAUUGGCACAUUGGUCUUGGUUGAGAAUUGUAGUUUUGGUCAGAACCAGUUCAUAAACGCCUUAGCAAUAACUAAGUUGGUUCUGGAUAUAACCAUCAAAUUAAAGUUCAC
Eutrema salsugineum is the source of this 904-nucleotide messenger RNA. RefSeq lists its product as uncharacterized. Lineage: Eukaryota; Viridiplantae; Streptophyta; Magnoliopsida; Brassicales; Brassicaceae. Gene Ontology annotation, molecular function: protein-folding chaperone binding; zinc ion binding. Gene Ontology annotation, cellular component: mitochondrion. The record is from RefSeq and is a predicted model, not a curated record. Bases 153 to 731 code for a protein of 192 amino acids. Gene Ontology annotation, biological process: protein stabilization; protein folding; protein import into mitochondrial matrix. The transcript has 2 exons.